Molecule: messenger RNA, 2381 nt
Organism: Siniperca chuatsi (mandarin fish)
Lineage: Eukaryota; Metazoa; Chordata; Actinopteri; Centrarchiformes; Sinipercidae
Gene: rngtt
Product: RNA guanylyltransferase and 5'-phosphatase
Exons: 16
Coding region: 339-2138 (599 amino acids)
Biological process (GO): 7-methylguanosine mRNA capping; protein dephosphorylation
Molecular function (GO): protein tyrosine/serine/threonine phosphatase activity; ATP binding; mRNA 5'-triphosphate monophosphatase activity
Source: RefSeq, a predicted model, not a curated record
CCCUAGCUAGCUAGCACGUUUGGUGACUGUAGUGACGUUGUGCUAGCUAAUUGCUAACAAUCUGGAUUUAAGAAACAAAGACUACAAAGAUAACAUAAUUUUGGGGAUGCUGGUCUGCUGUGAGUCGUAACAACCUAUGUUUCGAGUAAAUACCUGUCGGCCCGUCAGAAUGUUGAACGGGCUUAAAGUUGUUGGCUGAUUCUCCUGAAUUAGUAGCUAAAGGGCCUUGAGUCCGCGAUACUUGGGUGAACGACAACCCGGGAACACCGUGGUCAGAGAGGGAGCAUCAAGCCACAGGCUAGCUGGUAAUAUUCACUGCACCAAAACCUCUCCUGAACAUGUCACACACCGGACCCCCUCCUCGAUGGCGGAAUUGCCCCAGAAGAGGACAACCUGUGGCAGGUAAAUUCCUGCCAAUGAAAACAAUGUUGGGUCCCAGAUAUGAUGACCAAGUUGCAGAGGAGAACAGGUUUCAUCCGAGCAUGCUGUCCGACUUUUUAAAAAGUCUAAAAGUGAAAAUGGGUUUGCUUGUGGAUUUGACAAACACUACUCGCUUUUAUGACCGCAACGACAUUGAAAAAGACGGCGUAAAUUAUGUGAAGCUUCAGUGUAAAGGCCACGGAGAAUGCCCUUCAAAAGACACGACUGCAAUGUUCAUCAGGCUCUGUGAAAAUUUCAUUGAGAAGAAUCCCACAGAAUUGAUAGGUGUUCACUGCACGCAUGGCUUCAACCGGACAGGCUUUCUGAUAUGUGCAUACCUGGUGGAGAAGAUGGACUGGAGCGUCGAGGCAGCUGUGGCUGCUUUCGGCCAGGCCCGGGCCCCAGGGAUCUACAAGGGAGACUACCUCAAAGAGCUUUUCCGUCGCUAUGGUGACGAGGAGGACACGCCCCCUGCCCCCGCACUCCCUGAGUGGUGCUUCGAUGAGGACGACGGGGAAGUGGACGAUGACGGUAACGCUGUUGGCCAGGAGUCGGGCCCCAGCUCGUCUGGGUCAACGCCUGGCAAACGAAAGAAAGAAAAGCUAAAACUGGGUGCAGUAUUCCUUGAAGGCAUCACAGUGAAAGGCGUCACACAGGUCACCACACAACCCAAACUAGGAGAGAUCCAAAGAAAGUGUCAGGAGAUGGCCGAGUGGGACAAGUCUGGUUUUCCUGGCGCUCAGCCUGUGUCCAUGGAUAGGCAAAACCUUCGUUUCCUGGAACAGAAUCCAUACAAAGUCAGCUGGAAAGCCGAUGGCACACGGUACAUGAUGUUGAUCAACGGAAAAAAUGAAGUGUUCAUGAUCGACAGAGACAACACGAUCUUCCACAUAGCGAACCUAGAGUUUCCUUUCCGGAAGGAUCCACGUGUCCACUUAUCAAAUACUCUAUUGGAUGGGGAGAUGAUCAUUGACAAGGUGAAUGGUCACCCCGUCCCUCGCUAUUUGAUAUACGACAUCAUCAAAUUCAAUGGACAGCCUGUUGGCCAGUGUGAUUUCAAUAUCCGGCUGUUAUGCAUUGAAAAGGAGAUCAUUUCUCCCCGGAUGGAAAAGAUGAAGACUGGACAGAUUGACAAAACCAAGGAACCCUUCAGUGUCCGAAAUAAGCCCUUCUUUGACAUUCAUGCAUCACGCAAGCUACUGGAGGGCAGCUUCACGUCCCAGGUCAGCCACGAAGUCGACGGGCUUAUCUUCCAGCCAUGCGGGAGAUACAAGGCCGGAAGGUGUGAUGACAUCCUCAAGUGGAAGCCCCCCAAUCUCAACUCUGUGGACUUUCGCCUCAAGAUCACCAAAGUCGGAGGAGAAGGGCUGCUUCCACAGACUGUCGGCUUGCUCUACGUCGGCAACUAUGACAGGCCCUUUGCAAAGAUGAAGGCCACUAAAGAGCUGAAACAGUACGACAACAAGAUCAUCGAGUGCACAUUUGCCAGUAACAGCUGGGUGUUCAUGAGGCAGAGGGUGGACAAGAGCUUCCCCAACUCCUACGACACAGCGAUGGCUGUGUGUAAAAGCAUCCAGGAGCCCGUCACAAAGGAAAUCCUCUUGGAGUACGUGGACCGCUGUGCUCAGGCAGUCCAGAACCGGAAACACCCGGCAGACCCAGACUCUGAGCUAAUGCCCCCUCCUCCUCCAAAAAGACCCAACCGCACCAUCCCGUAGCCCACAGCUGGACUUUCCAGACUGCUCUACAGUCGCAGUGUACAUCUACAUCACCAGCCACAUCAACCCCCCCCCCCGAAAACAGACAUUUCCAGGCUUUCUUACCCUCAGCACAUUUGCUUAUCAGCCUGUACAUGUAAGGACUUCAGAAACUUAAAUUGACUGCCUCAACGUAAUUAAUUUACCUUGUAGACUUCUUUGUAGCUUUAAUUGCUGGUGUUCUUAUUAAAAUGAAAAACAUGA